This is a messenger RNA of Dreissena polymorpha, 7883 nucleotides long. RefSeq names its product polypeptide N-acetylgalactosaminyltransferase 5-like. Gene Ontology annotation, cellular component: Golgi apparatus. The record is from RefSeq and is a predicted model, not a curated record. The coding region runs from base 433 to 2403 and encodes 656 amino acids. The transcript is spliced from 13 exons. NCBI's taxonomy places the organism in Eukaryota, Metazoa, Mollusca, Bivalvia, Myida, Dreissenidae.
AGGGUUGCUGUAUUGUUUUGUCAGAGAUAGAAAAUCUCUUAGCAAAUCGUGUGGAAGUUUUAAGUGGUGUAAAAGUGUGUAGACGUGUCAUGGGCUAAACACAUGAAAUAUAUAUCCUAUUUGAUCUUGUACAUAUUUGUUGUGAUGUAAUUCAUUGUUAUUGUGUUUUGAGUAGGAUUAUUGGAAUAUGUAUUAACAAAGAAAAAGAAUGGAGGCUCUAAGAUAAAAAGCCUGGAUGCGUUAAGAGGCAAGAUGAACCACAUCCCACCACAAUGAGCUAGUAAGAGGAAGAAACAGUGUGAUAUUCCAUCUGUGAUAAGUUCAUUAGUGGAUUACAAUUAUCUCUCUUGGGGACAUCUGAAAUUGUCUCCCUUGAUUUAAAUUUUCAUUUAUAUUUCUUCACGAAGUUAGGAGUUAGCUGACAAAUAAAACAUGGCAAGUUUUUUUCGUAGGAAACGCAGCUUAAUUUUUAAGAUAUUGAUAGCAAUACCAGUGCUAUGGAUUGCCGUUGUGUUGUUUCUAAGUUUUCAAAGUUCUGAUGAUGACAGACCAUUGCAAGAGCGGCAGAAUAGAGACCAUAAACAUGUUCCGAUUGGUCAAAAUGAGGUGCCGCGCGAUUCCGGUGGAGUGUUUGAAGGUUUUCAAAAUCCUUUAGAAAAGUUAAAUCGUAUAGUGCAGCCUUUUAAUCCCUUUGUAAAUAACGAAGUGACCAAAGCAAAGAAUGUGAUAAAGGACUCAAAUGGAGGUAUGCCUGCGUUUGAUAGAAAUCAUGGAAAUCCAGAUGAACUUGUGGUGCAUGAGCCUUACGAUGUGUCUGGGAAAUUCAGAGAGAAUAACCAACAGGCUCCAGGAGAGAAUGGGGAGGGUGUUCCUGUGGAUAAGGAGAAGUUGUCACCAAGCGAGCGGAAGCUCUAUGACGACGGUUGGCAGAACAAUGCGUUCAACCAGUAUGUCAGCGACCAGAUCUCCCUACACAGGAGCCUACGAGAUGUGCGUGACGAAGAAUGUAAAGCAUUGAAAUACCAUCGGAAGCUUCCUGAUACUAGUGUGGUGAUAUGUUUUCACAACGAGGCUUGGACUGUACUACUACGAACCUUCCAUAGUGUGUUAGAUCGCACCCCACCUGAACUUCUAAGGGAGAUCAUUCUUGUUGACGACUUCUCUGAUAAAGACCAUCUGAAGACCCAGUUAGAAGACUACAUCAAAGGCUACCCCAAGGUGAAGGUGGUGCGUACGGCUCAGCGGGAGGGCCUCAUAAGGGCUCGUCUCCUGGGCUUCUCCGCUGCAACGGGGGACGUUGUGACCUUCCUGGACUCCCACUGUGAAUGUGCCGUUGGAUGGGUGGAGCCCUUGCUUGAUCGCAUUGCAGAAAACAAGACCAACGUAGUGUGCCCCGUCAUAGACGUGAUUGAAGACGAUACAUUCAAAUACCAGUACGGGAAUGCACGGUCUACCAGCAUAGGUGGCUUUGACUGGAACCUGCAGUUUAACUGGCACGCAAUCCCAGACUAUGAACGGCAGCGGAGAGGAAAUAAAGACUACAUGCCUGUCAGGAGCCCUACCAUGGCAGGCGGCCUGUUUUCUAUCUCACGGGAGUAUUUCAACGACCUUGGCACGUAUGAUCCGGGUAUGGAUAUCUGGGGUGGAGAGAACCUAGAGCUCUCAUUCAGGGUGUGGAUGUGUGGUGGUACCCUGGAGAUCGUCCCAUGCUCUCACGUUGGUCACAUCUUCCGCAAACGCUCUCCCUACAAGUGGAGGGGUGGGGUAAACGUAGUCAAGAAGAACUCAAUACGUCUUGCUGAAGUGUGGAUGGACGAUUACAAGCAAUACUACUACGAGCGGUUUAAUAAUGACUUGGGAGAUUAUGGUGACAUCACUGAAAGGAAGGCGCUCAGAAACAAACUGAAGUGCAAGAGUUUUGAUUGGUUCGUAAAGAAUAUUUAUCCAGAUCUGUUCGUACCUGGAGAGUCGAUAGCUUCAGGAGAGAUUCGCAAUAAGGCCAAGCCGAUGUGUGUGGACAGCGCGGUAGACACUCAGAACUACCACAAGCCGGUUAACAUGUGGCCCUGUCACAACCAGGGGGGCAACCAGUACUGGAUGUUGAGCAAGCAUGGGGAGAUUCGCCGUGAUGACGGUUGUCUUGACUACAGUGGGGGCGAGAACGUGAUCAUCUACCCUUGUCACGGACAGAAAGGCAACCAGGAGUGGAAUUAUAGAGAGGAAUACACAUUUGCCAGUACGUCUCAGACGUGGAUUUACACGCAGGAUAACACUGUUUUACAUGUGAACACCAACAAAUGCAUGACAGUCUCGCUGGAUGGCCAGAAACUUUUGAUGGAAAAAUGCUCCGGUAUUGAUAGGCAGCUCUGGACUUGGAAAAGAAAGGAAGGACACAGUGUAUAGUUAGAGUAGAAUGUAACCUAUAGUUUCAUUAUUCUUUUUUGUUUAUUUUCUUAUUUUUGAUUUUGAUUUAUUGACCACUAUAAUUUACUGCAUUUUUGUUUUGCUUGUAUGUAGUUCUCAUUAGGUUAUGUUUGUUAAUUAUUACUUAAUAAUUACUAGGGCUGUCACGAUAUGCCGUGAGCGUACCGCGGUAUAUCGUGGUACAGCAACACUGUAUCUCGGUACGUACUGCGAUAUUUUACAGAAUAUGUAUCUGUAAAGAAAACAGUUUACAAACUUUAUUAAACACAAUAAUCAGAAAACACGGGUAUCAUAGUAUGACUUGAAACUGUAAAAGAAACUGUAAUAAACUUGAUAGAAGUAGUCAUUGUUAUUGUUAUUGUUAUUCGCGUCUUUUUCUAAAAUGUCCGCCAUGUUGUUUACAAUAGCUGUGACUACGACCUGUGUAAAUCGAACGCUUCAAGGGCAUGUUUAAAAUGCGGAGUCAGCAGGCCCAGUAUUGAAAAUCAGUAGCGUUCUGAUUCUUCCUCGACUUAUUCAUAAUCUUAAGAUAACAUGAUUUGGAAGUGCCAUGCUUUGAACGAUCGAUAUUCUAAAGAAAGAAAAUAAGAAAUAGAGUAAACAUCUUUUGGAUAAUUAUGAACUUAUUUGCAAAGGAAAUCUAACCCAAAUUCAAAAAAAGGUACGGACCCAUACAUUGCCGUAUUUUAAACGUGAAAGUUAAACAUCUACCAGUGGAAGCGCUUGCUUGACCUGGAUAUUAACGGAUUAUUUAUUUAGCCCUUUUGAAUCGCUUCUACAGUUUUCAAAACGAUAUCUAUAUCAAAAUAAUUAUGUAAUGUAUUUAUAUUAUGUGCUAAUAUAAUAAUAUUAAAAAAAACCGGUGCGGCAACGCCGUACCGCGGUGCGAUUUUUUUCACGACAUGCACCGCGAUAUACCGGUAUACCGGUGAAUCGUGACAGCCCUAAUAAUUACUAUUAUUAUUACUUAAGCUUUUUGGAAGAACUUACGUAAAAUGUCAUGAUGCAGUCUAAAGAAGAGCUUGAUAUUUACAUGUAAGACGUGCUCUGUGAAAAAGGGGGUUAAUGCAUGUGCGUAAAUUGUCAUUCAAGAUUAGCCUGUGCUUUAUGCACAGGCUAAUCAUGGAUAAAACUUUCAUUUUUCUAUUACAGAAAGUCUCUUCUUGGCAAAAAUCAAGUUAAGGCAGAAAGUGUUGUCCAUGAUAAACCUGUGUGGACUGCACAUGCUACAUGUAAGCUGGGACAACACUUUACGCACAUGCAUUAAACCCCUUUUUCACAUAGCACGGCUAAUUUUUAAUAUUAUUUAAAGAAGCAAAAUUUUGAAAUAUAGAUUGAUUAUUUUAAUUUAUUUUGUUUAUCCAUCAAGUCUUUGGUAUUAACAACACAAUGCUUAUGCAUUAUUUUAUCAUAAUUUUGUGAAUGAUAAGAAAUAUAUGACAUUAUCAUAUUUGUUGUUGUUUGAUAUUAAUAUUAAUGGCUUUAAACAGAUGUUGCCAUAAUGUAUUUUCAAUAUUUAUAUUUACGACUUGAUGUCUGCAGAUUGUUGUUCUAUAUGUUAGUUAAUUAGUGAUAUUAACUUUAUGUAUGAGGAAUUUUAUGUAUAUUUAAUCAUGUUUGACAUGCUGUUUAUAAGUAAUGGUUUCAUGGUGAUUGUUUGUAAGGGAUUUUUUAUCAUUGAAAGUGGAAAGUAAUUUAUGUGAUAAAAAUUGCAGGUUAUUGGUUGAUUGAUUGAUUACUUACAGUGGUAUUAUUUAAAUAAAACAUAGCACCCAUAACUUUAUGUACUUUCCUAUUAUUAUUUUCUUUUUUCAAUGUUUUUAAAUUAUGUUCAGCAAUUUUUUUUAUAAAUUACCAGUUAACUUAAAUACCGUUAAUCAAAAUUUUUCACAUUUGACAGUUGUUAAAAACGCUUUAGGAAUAUACCGGUAUGUCAUUCUGCUGUAGCUGAAAUAAUAUUUAAGUAUCUGUUAUUCUUGUUUUAUAAGUUUUUAAUAAUUAUUUAUGCUUGAUUUAUUGCAGUGAAAUCAGUGAAUAAAUUGUAAGUUGAAUAAGUUUUCAAUAGUUUGAAUAAGUUUCUCAAAAGUGUCUCAAACUACAUUUCCUUAUCGUGCCAACAUGUUAACCCUUAUAGCGCUGGAACCCAAUUUUGAAGGCCUUUGCUAUUUGCUAUUCUGAUAGUAUUCUUUGAAAAAAAAUCAAAGAAAAUGCUAAUUUUAGAAAUUCAGCAGACAACAUUUUAGCAGACAACAAAUUUCCAGCAUGCAAAGGGUUAAUGUAGCAGCUGAUUUUGGUUAUUUCACAUUCUAUUUUUCAAAGGGUAAGCUUGUCACAAAUAUGUAUAACUUACAAAUAGUACACAUAUUAUUGUUGUUUCAAUCAUUAUUUGCCAAAAUAAACAAAAGCUAAUGUUUUGUUUCACUUCUGUUCGUAACUCAUUUAGUAGAUAAAAUUGUUCACAAUGGAAAAUAGUCUGGCUGACUGGGUGAGGUCUUCAAUUGCAGUUACCUGUUUAUGCAUUUUGUUUAUUGAAAACUGUUUACUUUUGUUCCUAAUGUAUAGAUAUUUACAAUAUGUAUUGAUGGUACUAUAUAAUGGUGUAUUGAAUAUGCGCCAGGUUAUGCGAAAAUGGUUCAUAUAUGGCCAGCGUAGCUCCAGCUCCAGACAAGCCUGGGCAAUUGCUUAGGACCCAUUUUUGCAUAAAGCGGGUCAUUUAAUAUUGUUGAACAUUUGUUGAGAAAAGUUAUGUAUGUGUGCAUGGAUUUUGAGUAUAAAUGUGUGUUAAUCACACACUUUCAAGGACCAUUCCAAUUAAUUUUUUUUUUAAACCUGUAUGUGUUGCAUAACAAUCAGUGUGCUCUAGUGUUGCGCACAUUUUCACUGGUUAUUGUUCAUUAUCCAUUAAAAUGUUUACUUUUUUGUUUCAAUCAUUCGUGAUGUUUGUAAACUCAGUCUACAAUUAAGAAUUGAUGAUCAUUUUUUCACUAGAAAUUUAUUUUGUAAUUAUUGCAAAGUUUUGCAAUCAGAAAAAAACUAGGCCUAUGGCAUUGUUGAAUACAAAUACCCACAUAUGGUUUGCAGUAACACUAUUGGGAGCUAAUUGAUAAAAAUAUCAGAGAUUGAUGACUGCUGGAAACAUACAAAUAUCCUCUAAUUGUAGUGAAUGCGAUAUUAUGAGUAGUACAUUUUAUGUGCAAGAUUUAAGCCUGGUUUUCCAAAUUACUGACUCCUAUUUUAAACAAAUUGUGUAUUGUAUGAAUAUUUGUAAUAAAAUUUGGUUCAAGCUCAUUUAACCCCCCUUUCCCCAUCAGAAGCAAUGUGGAAAGGGCUUUUUAAACCAGCAUAAAACCAGAACAGCCUGCGAGUAAAACUCAGGUUCUAUGCUGUUUGCUGCUCAUCAGUAUUUUUUGGUUGAAAUUGUAGCCUUUAAAAUUUGAAUCUAUUAAGAAAAGCAUUCACUUAAUUUGAUUUUCUAAGGGACUACAGACCUGUCAAAAAGCGCAUCUGAGUGGUAAAGGGUUACGUCAUAAUAAAAUAUGGCAUCUAAAAUUAUACUCAAUAAAGUGUUUGAUCGGGAAAUCCAUUUUGCCUGGUAUUGCUUUCUGAUAUUAUGAAUACCAGUUACUUGAUUCUGUUGUUAAAAGUAGAUGUAGGACUUUAUAUGUGAACUUUACAAACAAUAUUGUGUGGAUUAUACAUAUAUGAAUAACCGUAUUAAGGGCAUUUGGUUUGUUGUAGAAGUAGUUAUCUAAUCAUGAAUGAAAGGUUUUGUAUGGUGUCAGUAUUACAUUUUUGCAUAAUUUUGUAAAUGUUGUCAUCAUCUACAAAAUGAACUUUUCCAUGAUUGAAACAAAACUUAGAUUUGAUUGGUGUAUAUACAGUGUCAAUUGAGUCACCGUAGAAACAUGAAUAUCAAGAUUGUCAUCGGAAACUGGUUGAAUGUUUGGGCAAGUUAUGUUUACAAUUAAAUAGUUUGUUAUAAUGAUAUAAUGUGAUAUGUUUGUAAAAUGUUAAGUAAAUUUCUUGGUGGAUUGCGAUACAAUCUAUAGCUUAUGAUAUAUUGGUAUGUUUGUGCAUGUUUCAGUUUGGAGAUUGGUUUAUGUAUGUUUGUGAAAAUUGCCAUGAAACAGAGCUUUAGAAAUAUGUGUAAGCUGAAUUUAUGUAUGUGUACAUUUUUUAAUGUAAAAUGAGUUAGUAUAUACUUUUAUCCGAUUUUAUGUGCAACAAAACACACCACAAAAACCAUCAUCUGAUAAGCUAUUAUUGAAUGCAAAAUUCAUUUUCCAUUUUUUUUUAAUAUUGCAAAUUUGUAGUAUCAGUUGAUAAACCCGAGCAUUCCUGUACCAGAACAAUUUUUACACCUGCCACAUUAAUAGUUUUUUUCUCACACAAUUAUUCAAAAUUUUCUUUCUAUAGUAAUACAAUGUAAGUAAUGUUUCAUAAAUGAAAAUUCAUUGUUUAUCACCAUGUGAAUCUUUCUAUGAAGAUAUACAUUAUUUAUUAUUAUAUGAUCACAAAGAAAAAUGAUUUAAACUAAUACUAUCCUUGUUUAAAACAGAGAAUCUAAAGUUUAUGUAUAGUGAUGUUUUCCACCAAGCAUCUACAGAGGCAUAUAGCAAAUGGCCUGUCCAUUAGUUUUUCCAUUCUUCGGUUUCUGUAAAAUUUAUGAAAAAUAUUUAAGUACACAUCUAAACUCAGUAAUAAUUCCAACAAAGCUGUGAUACUUAAAUGUACGAUUUGAUAUCAUAAUAUCAUCAAAUUGCUGGACCUCAUUUUGACCUUGACACACUUUUGGACUUAUUUAGGAAGUCCGAUUUGUUGAUUAACCAAAAUUGACGUGUUUGGUCUAACAUCAAUAAUGCGUCUUACAAAGCUUUGAUACUUCAAAUAAUCAUGUUCUUGAACACAAAAUACAUCUACAUUGCCUGACCUGAUUUUGACCAAAUAGUAUACUUUUGGAAUUAGACUAAUUCAGAAGGUCCAAUUUUUUGUUGAAUCAAAAUGACGUGUUUGUGUGUAACAUCAACAUGGUUUGCUGCACACAUUCGAUUCUUGUAUGGAUGUUAUAUAUGCAUACUCUCAACACACACACAUCACCUGACCUUGUUUUGACCUUGACAUUGACAUCAUGUUGGACUAAGACUUAUUGAAAUAAGCCAAUGAAUCAGUACUUGCAAGGCUUACCCCGAGGCUAUACUGUAUGUGUUUAAUGAACGCAAUGUCUUGUUUUUCAAAGAAUCCCAGUGGGUUGAAUAUAGAUGUAGUAUUCAUUUGGUAAUAACUUCACAUAUCAUAUAUUAAAUGUUCCUAUGAAUACUAAACUGGUUACAGUGUAUGAAGUGUAUGUAUUGAUUAUAAUUGUGUUGCCUUUCAUCCAUCUUCAUUCCUUGCGGACCCAUAUAGUGCCUUGUGGUGGAGUCACAUUCAAACACUCACUGCAAUAAAAUACAGAGAAUGUA